Molecule: messenger RNA, 6387 nt
Organism: Manduca sexta (tobacco hornworm)
Lineage: Eukaryota; Metazoa; Arthropoda; Insecta; Lepidoptera; Sphingidae
Product: sphingosine-1-phosphate phosphatase 1
Exons: 4
Coding region: 216-1475 (419 amino acids)
Biological process (GO): phospholipid dephosphorylation; sphingosine metabolic process
Cellular component (GO): endoplasmic reticulum membrane
Molecular function (GO): sphingosine-1-phosphate phosphatase activity
Source: RefSeq, a predicted model, not a curated record
GUAUUAUAGUAAUUAUUAUUGUAGAUUUAAAUGCUUAUUAAUACUUCUGUGUGAGUACUAAACGCAAACGUCAUAUGAAUAUGACAAUCGUAAUGUCAAAUAAAUGACAGUUUGCCAUUGAUAAACGGUGGAAUCGUGCGACUGUAGUUAAUGUGACUAUGAUUCAUGAUUAAAGUACAAUUAUUAUCUCGAAUAAUAAUUAUACAACUUUAAAAAUGUGGGAUAAUAUUAUAGAAUAUUUAAAGGACCCGUUGUUAGUUAUAAAAGUGCAAAACUUCUUCGGCGUCACAUACAAAACUAGUAGACAAGAAAAUGAUUCAUCUGAGGUACUACAUUCCGAGAGGCUCGAGGGCGUGAAUGAAGAGUGCGAUUUGAAGCAACACAAGAGGAUCCCGAGCAACAUAUCGAGCAGUUCUCAGUCGUCGUACGAUACGGAUACGUCAGCGGAGAGUGGCGGGAAGGACGAGGUUGUUUUGUCGAUAAACAAUCUGUUCUGGUACUACUUGUUCGUGCUGGGCACGGAGCUCGGCGAUGAGAUAUUCUACGCGACGUUCAUCCCGUUCUGGUUCUGGAACAUCGAUGGCGCCGUCGGCCGGCGCGUGGUCCUCGUGUGGACGGUCGUCAUGUACAUAGGUCAGGGCUUCAAAGACAUAAUCCGCUGGCCACGUCCAGGGUACCCAGUAAAGAAGUUGCAGCAGAAGUGGGCGAUUGAGUACGGCAUGCCGUCCACCCACGCAAUGGUGGGUAUGUGCAUGCCGUUCUCGGUGCUGCUCUACACGAUGGACAGGUACAUCUACCCGGCGCACUGGGGAGUCCUUGUGGCGGUCUCCUGGUGCUCGCUCAUAUGCGUCAGCAGGGUGUAUCUGGGCAUGCAUUCUGUUUUGGACAUAGCAGCAGGUCUGCUGCUGUCGUCCUCAUUGCUGCUGGUGCUGAUCCCGCUGGUGGACGCGCUGGACGGGUUCUUGCUGACGUGGCAGUUUGCGCCGUUGCUUGUCGUCACCGUCUCCAUACUCGUCAUUGUCUAUUAUCCCAACGCCGACAAGUGGACACCCACCAGAGGCGAUACGACGAUGAUAGUGAGCGUGUGUACCGGCGUUCUGACUGGUUCAUGGACCAACUAUCAGCUCGGCAACAUGGUGGCCAGUCCCCAGGGCCCACCCUACCACAUCAUCUGGCCCUCGGUCGAGAUGCUGGGCUGCACCAUCCUGCGGACCAUACUGGGUUUCUGCGGUGUCCUAGCCACAAGAGCUAUAGGCAAAUCAGUGUCGUACGCCUUCGUCUGUGCCUUACUCGGUAAAGACAAGAACGCACUGCGAAACUCCGAAAACAGUCUUAAUAAUAAGCACAAAAUCAUAGUGGAGUUGAGUUAUAAAUACUUUACAUAUGGUAUGAUCGGUUAUAACACCACGUACGUGUUCCCCAACGUGUUCGAUUUGCUGCGAAUCAACAGACCCACCUACUAUACAGAGAUUUAGAUCAGUUUUAUGAUCGCUGCAUCGUUCGUUAUUUCUAGCUGUUAGAUAAACCUGGAUUCCACACCAUUUGUUGGGCCUUGGACAGCUCUUGCGGAGCUCGUAGAACGUUGUAUUGUCGAGAGAUGGCGCUGUUAUAUUUUUCGCGAUUUACUGUGAGACAGUCGCUGCGAUUUUGGUUCAGAUUUGUCGCUAAACUAGUUGGUGUAGCUAUAGGUUUGUUAGUGUUGCAGAAGUGUUAAUAAGUCGUAGUUGCUGUGGAGUUAUGUGUUCAUAAUUAUAAUUGAUUUGAAAAUUUAAUAAAAAAAAAUCAAUUUAAAUCUGUGUGCCAAAUUUCACUCAAAUGUCAAUGUUAAGUUGUUCCUGCGUUUACUGCUAACAAACAUCUCAAAUGUCUAGAGUUUGUAUUAACAACAUUUUAAAGUGCAAGGGCUAGAUGUUGUAAAAACUUUCUUUAUUAUAAAGCAGUAAGGUUAUGACCACCACCACGAGGACAAUUCUCAAAGGAAAUUUAUUAAUGUUCGCAUCGUUGCAAGUGAAGGAGAUCCAGUGCCUAGAUUUCAUCAACCUUUUUUUUACUUUUGCAAUACUGUUCAAACCUAAAGCUACGCGGAGUAUUGUCGUCACAAUGCCUUUAAAGCCGUCACACGGCAUCACGUUAUAUAGUUGAACGCACCGCGUUCGAGACCAUUGUUAUGAAUACUGUAUAUAAUUUAUUGUUAAAUAUUAUUAAUGUUAUUGUAGAAUGUGCCUUAUGAAGUAGCACCGUGGGGAGUAAGUGGGGGUAGGCUGGGAAAUAUAAAGCCGACUUUGAUUUGGGCUUGUUGAAAAAUGAUAAUAAAACGUUUUCGUUUUAUAUUUUUUUCUGAAUGAAGGUAUACCGUGAAGUCGCCAAAUAUUAUAAUAUUAGAACAAAAAAAAAAUAACGAAAAAAAUAAAGAGAUAAUUAUAAUUAAUAAUUUCGAUCAAUUUACUGGUGAGCAGAUACGUCUUACUAUGAAUUAUCAGUCCUAUGUUUAUGAUUGUAAGGUUGAAAUUCAAUUGUUAUAUAUAUGGUUGUUGUUGGUAUCAAAGUGUCAAUCACAUUUCUUUAUUUCGCUAUUUCGAAGCCAUUAAGGUUAUAGCUUAAGGUCCAUUUUUCAUACAUUUUGUUUUACCUUUAAUCUGGGUAACUAAACAAGUAUUGACAAGUAUUUUUGUUACCUACUUUUUUUAUAAUUACACGUGUGAUAUACGUACACGCACGCACACUUUACCUGUUAAAUAUGUGAAGAUGAAACGUUCAAUUCGUUUCAAACGAAAGGAGACGGGAAAUUGGGCUUGACAGUACACUUAUGAAACAUAUAUCAAUAUUCUUCUUCUAUUUUUAUAUCUGCUAAUAAAAAAUAUUAGAUUGUAUUACAAUGGGAAAAUAAAAAGAUGAUGAAAAGCGUUUUUUUACGCUGUAUUCUAUAGCGAUUAUUUCUUUACUCCCGUUGUAGAGACAGAUUUUUUUUUCUAAUUUAGAAAUGGUUCUAUUAUUCCUAUAAAAUAAUGCAUAAAUCAUCUCUGCAACACUAAGCCCAAGGUUCUAUGGAGUUUCGCCCGUCUCCUUUGGACCUUGCCAACGUCGUCGAACACACACGACCUAAAGUAAUGACGAAUCCCUGGUCGAAUACUUUUGGUGCGUAAAAGGCGUAUCCGUACUCGUGUAUGUGGAAAAUCUAAUAUUGUUUAGUAUUUGUAACAGCUGCUAGUUACCGUUCCGUAUGCACGGCAAGGAGGAGUUUACCGAGUAUAGUUACGAAUCGUCAUUCCUAGUACCCGCUCUAAAGAUAUCACCUUGUCACUGUUUAAUCUGUAGGUAUAUGGCGAGAUGAUUGAUGGUUGUUUUAAACUUUACUCUCUCCGCGUCAUACCGCCGGUGACUAGCAGAAGUGCAGGAAUAUGUUAUUAAACAUCACCAAUUUAUUGUAUAAAUUAUUUUUAAGUGUUUUUAUGUACCUGUGACAUAUCAUGUGAUUUUUGCAUUCCAUUCAGCCUCACAAGUCUACCUAAAAAUAUUCUUAUUCGCAAGCCAUUUACGAUAUAAAAUUAUGUGUAUGCUUUAUGUCAUUAAUGUUUUGUAUCUUUGAUUGAGAGCUAUAAUUUAAACAAUUCUUGAACAAACAGAUAAUUCACGAACAAUUUACUUUACACUACUAUUGUUGCCAAAUACUGCAGUGCAUACCCGUUCUUAUAUGUGUACACAACUGAAGACCUGAUGGAUCAGUCGAUCGUUUGAUGAUGGGCGUCGUCAGAUCCAUUAAGAGGUAUAAAGAAGCCCAGUUCUUAAUUAUUUUUUAUACGAGAGAAUUACCUUAUAGUUAGUGCAGUAUAGGUCAGAUAAUGUAAUGGGGCCAUCCAUAAAUUACGUCACACGUUAAGAGAGAUGACGAGGGUCGACGAAGUGUGAUAUGUAACAAGAUAACGGGAUCCAAAUUAUUAGAUAUUCUUAUAUCUUAUUAUUCUUUGGCUCUCUCUCUCUCUGGUCGGUCCCUGAUAUCUGAGGAUCGUGGUCAGCAUCAGGGUUGCAUCUGGAGCGGAUGGUCUGCCUUCACCGGUUUCUGUUCAGCGCGUCUCUUACAGUUGUGUAGAAUUUAGAGGACGAUGAGUCUUUUACUUGCUCGGUCCAUCUCAUUGGUAUACGACCACGCAAUCUUCUGCCUUCGGUGUUCCCCACCAUAAUCUGUUUUUCUAAAUUUUCAUCGCCUCUGCGCACUGUUUGGCCAAAAUAUGAGAGAAUGCGUUGUCGGCGUAUAGUGGACAAGCUAUGAUUUGAUUCAUAAUUCUUUGGCUAUAUAAGGUUUAAUUUGUUUUGUAGGCGAAUUCCCGUCCACUAUACCACGGUCGCUCAUUGGCUGUAUUUGAGCCAAAUUCCGCCCGCUGGGAUGUGAGGUUGAUUAUAUUUAACAAAGUAGCGCCCUAUUUACGACGAACUACUCUUUUCAUAUAUUCAGUUCUAUGGAAACAUAUUGCAAAACGUGUGACGUCAGAACAAGUUUCACACAAGAACUUGGGAGCAGUCAAACAAUCAGAAACUUCGUGUGACAUAGUUUAAGGAUUGCCUCAAUUAGCGAGAGAUGGCACCACUAAGUCAACAUAAUUAUGCCGGCUUGUUUGUAUUAUAUAUGCACUAUACUCGUCAUCCUGAUAUGUCCAAUUAUAAACCACAUCCUGUCUGCUUACAUAACAGUACUUGCAAUUUGUUUGGCGGGAUUUCCAAAUGAUCAUUUGACUACAAAAUACCUAACUAAUGUACCAUAUUUAAGGAAAGUAAAUGUGAACAAAUAUUUACACUGUUCUAAAAUUAUUUCUGUUAUAUCACCCUGCCCUUUGCGUAUUCCUGUAUGGCGCUGAGAGAUAUUCUGUUAAUCAUUGAUGACAGGUCCUUUUGAUCAAUGUUUAAGUAAAUAUUCAUAAGACGUAUUAUUACAGUUAAUGCAUAUAGUUUAAUUUGAUUACUUUUGACUUUGGAAACUGGUUUUUAUAUUUGCCCCUCUUCGAUUAUAUUCAACAAUUUAGUACGACAUCGUCAAAUAGGCAUGUAAUGGCACUAUACAUAGCUGCGCGCUAAUGAUUACGCGAAUAUUCCUCCACUUAAUUACAUUGUCAAUUAUUUACUGGUUAACAUUGCAGUAAAUUUUAUUUUGUAAAUAUACGCAGGCAGGAAAAAUAAACCAAAUGUUUUUCAUGUACGCAUAAUUAGGUACUAAUAUUGUUCCUAUAUCUUCGUGAGAUUAAUUUUUAAAAUUUUCGACAACACGAAUUACUGUUAUGCAGUGUGUAAUAAAAUAUUGUAACAUAUUUAAUGGGACAGCCAUAAAAAAUGCAUGUAUUUGAUUUUAUUUUGACUCAUGUAAGUUGAAAACAUAAAGUUUUGCUGCAAAUUGAACAGGUUUGUCUUGUGAUUUAAAACGAACAAUCCGUAUAGCCUAAUUACGGUUGAGAAAAUUACAGAUAAAUCAUCUCAGUUAAGCUAAAAGUUAUUUAAUUUAGGUUUCGGUACGUAGCCCGCAUACAGCCUAGUGCAGACUACGCUAGACUACGUAGUUCAGUGGAGUAGAGAGUAUUAGUAACGGAACGUGUCGUGGACACCAAGAAUUUUAUAGUGACUAAUAUUUAAUGCGACUAAAAUGUUGGCGUAAUACAAACUAGGCUUUGUCGCUAGAGGUGGUAUCAAACAGUAAUGUUAAAUUUCUCUGGAUUUUAUGAAUAUAGACUGGCCUACAUUGAAGCCCGACUAAUUGGAAAUCGUCAGUAUUCCACGUUCUUCACUAUAAUAAUAUGUACAUAUAGCGCUCAAUAUCCAGACGAAUAUAAAACUCACUUUAGUGAUGUGCCAACUCGAGAUAAACAGAACUCGAGCUAACUCGAGUUGAAGUUCACGUAACUCGAGUUCAAGUCGAGUUAAGUAACUCAAGUGAACUGGGUAAAAUGAAACUGAGUAAUGAUUUGUUUUGGGUUAUUUUUAUAAAUGUAAUGACUCACCAAUAAAAAAGGAAUUUAUUUAUUCAUCAUGUAUUUAUGUUUUAUGUAUUUAAGAUUAAAUCUUCGUAACAUAAAUAAAGUAAGUAUUUAAACUCGAGUUAAAGAGAAUUCAACUCGAGUUGACUCAAUCUAAACCCAACCCGAGUUAACUCGAGUUGACACAUCUAUAACUCACUUAAGCCACCGCCCUACUGGUUUUAGCCUAUGGAAUGGCGAUAGGUAGAUGACGAUAAUACGCUAUACUCUGUAGAGAGCGAGACAACACCGCCGCGCUGCUCUCAUCAAUUGAGGAAUGCCCACAUGUGUGUAUCGAAUUUUAAAUUAAAUAAAAUCGGUAUUUACAAUGUUUACCAACGAUUUGGUUUUGAGCCACGAGGAUAGCAUUGUGUUAAAACGAAAAGGAAAA